Molecule: messenger RNA, 2327 nt
Organism: Hypoxylon trugodes
Lineage: Eukaryota; Fungi; Ascomycota; Sordariomycetes; Xylariales; Hypoxylaceae
Product: glycoside hydrolase family 43 protein
Exons: 1
Coding region: 579-2189 (536 amino acids)
Biological process (GO): carbohydrate metabolic process
Molecular function (GO): hydrolase activity, hydrolyzing O-glycosyl compounds
Source: RefSeq, a predicted model, not a curated record
GUCAGGGUUGCUAAUAACCUCUAGGUACCUAGGUGCAUAACAUCGUUUUGUAUCGCUUAAAAAAGAGGAAGAAGAGGAAAAAGAAGAAGUGUAUUAAUACCAAAGGAGGUACAAAAUAUCAUAGAGCAAAUAGUUGCCAGCAAGCUUAGCAUAACUCUAGAGUCAUAUUAGGCUUGUUAGGUGACUUCCACUUACUCUUUUCGCACAUUUCACCGUUAUCGGGACACUGUACUAAGUAUUUAAACCUGCGCUUUGCUGUCUACAACCUAUUACACUUAGAAAAAAUCAACAUCUUCUAUCGCUGCUUUCUAAAGUUAGGCGAUCCUCUCAUCCCCCUCUUACUUAGUGUGACUAGUAUGUUAAAUGGCGAUGUUGGGGGCGAGUGGUGCUCACCUUCGGCAGCACUUGGUAAUGAUAUCCCGAGGAGCAAUUUAACCGGCCGCCGUAUAGCCAAUGCCGACAGCACUCCACCAUCCAAGACUACGACCUAGUCCCGCUCAAAAGAGAACCGUCAAGUAUUGGCGUAUUCCUUUCAAUUCGUCUUUUGUACGACAUCAAAGGUUCGCUCUACCAACAUUAUGCCGCCAGUUCGAAACCCGAUCCUACCCGGGUUCAAUGCUGACCCGUCAAUUCUUCGGGUGGGCGACGACUAUUAUAUCGCCACGUCCACCUUUGAAUGGUAUCCUGGUGUUCAAAUACACCACUCCCGGGACCUGGCGAACUGGGAGUUGGUCACACGUCCUUUGAAUCGCAAAUCCCAACUUGAUAUGCGAGGGGAUCCCGAUAGCUGCGGCGUCUGGGCUCCUUGUCUCACACACGACGGCGAUAAAUUCUGGCUGGUGUACACGGAUGUUAAGCGAAAAGACGGCUCCUUCAAGGACACCCAUAAUUAUAUUGUUAGCGCCCCAUCGAUAGAAGGUCCGUGGUCAGACCCCUUUUACAUCAAUUCUUCGGGCUUUGACCCCUCACUUUUUCACGAUGACGACGGAAAGAAAUGGUUCGUGAACAUGCUGCAAGAUCACCGCCGUCGACCACGUUCUUUUGCCGGUAUUGUUCUUCAAGAAUUUGACCCCUCGCUGGGAAAACUUGUCGGGCCGAAGAAAAAUAUCUUCCUUGGGACGGAAUUGGACCUUGUUGAGGGACCGCACUUAUACAAGAGGAAUGGAUGGUACUAUCUUCUUACGGCUGAGGGCGGCACUGCGUACAACCAUGCUUGCACGCUAGCUCGCUCUCGUGAUAUCUGGGGGCCGUAUGAAGUUCACCCUCAAAAGCACAUCCUCACUUCUAAGGAUAAUCCUUUCGUUGCUCUGCAGAGAGCUGGCCAUGGUGAUAUUGUGGAGACGCCUGAGGGGAAGACAUAUCUGGUCCACCUGACAGGCCGCCCAACGACCCAGGAACGUCGCUGUGUUCUUGGCCGCGAAACUGCAAUUCAAGAGGCAUUCUGGAAAGAUGAUUGGCUCUUCGUGAAGAACGGCCCUGUUCCAUCUCUCUACGUCGAUGUCCCUGGAGUACGCGACGAUAGCAAAUAUUGGGCAGAGCAACGAUAUACCUUCGAAAAUGGGCUACACAAGGACUUCCAAUGGUUGAGAACACCCGAGACGGAACGUAUCUUCGCUACCCAAGGAGGGAAGCUCAAAUUAUUCGGUCGGGAGGCUAUCGGUUCGUGGUUCGAGCAAGCCCUGGUCGCGAGGAGACAAACUCAUUUCUCUUACGACGCUGAAACAGUGAUCGACUUCUCCCCAACUGAUGAGAGGCAAUUCGCGGGUCUUACUGCGUAUUACUGUCGUUAUAACUUCUUCUACCUGACCGUAACAGCUCACUCAGAUGGCCAGCGAGAGCUGCUCAUCAUGACCUCAGAGGCAUCUUGGCCCGAUGGUAGACUCAACAUGCCCCUCGCGGACCCUGUGCAGAUCCCUAAUGAGGGCAAAGUCCGACUAGCGCUUACGAUUCGUGGUCCAGAAUUGCAGUUCUUUUACGCGCUCGAUGGCGGGGAACUGAAGAAGAUCGGACCGGUAUACGACGCGUCUAUUUUAUCUGAUGAAUGCGGUGGUCAUCAAGCGCAUGGUAGCUUCACGGGCGCGUUUGUCGGUGUGGCUUGUUCGGAUGUAAAUGGGACUGUGUUACCGGCGACAUUUGACUACUUCGUGUACCGUCCGGUUCAGCAUCAUACCGAUCGCUACGAGGUCUGAUGUGUUGUAGAGUGGUGUACAUCGUCCGCACUGAGUGUAUAUAAUCUCCUACGUAUUCAUAGAUCAGUGACCUGACUGGUAGCGAUUUCUGUGUACAUUUUUCUCAUAAUCAUUGCUUACUCAGGCGCCUGAGUAAGC